UCAGAGUUGGCCAGCGUGGCCUUCCCGCCCAGGGAAGGAGCCCCAGCUGCCAUUUGGCUGUUGCCCUGGGCAGGCAGCUCCUGCUGCGGGUGCUCUUGGGCUGCUCAAGCUGUUGGUGCCUGGACAGGCCAAGUGCUGCGCUGAGCGGGGAGCCCGCCCUUGCCAGCCAUGGCCAGGAGAAAGGCACCCCAGAGAAGAUGCCGAGGGGCCUCCAAAGGCUCCUUGGAGGCCAAGGCCGACCAAGAGCCGGCAGGGGAGGCAGCGGGGCCGAGCCGCUGCCAGACGAGUGGGUAAGAAUUGGCUGCUCCUGCCUGGGGCGGCGGGUUGGGGUGGGAGCUGGGACGCGGCCGGACACGACCCGUGGGGUGGGGAGCAGCGUGGGGAAGAUGACAGAGGCUUCUGGAGAGAGAAACGGAGCUGGGGAAGGGGCUGCCUCUGGCCCCGCAGCUGGGACGUCCCCUGCGAGGCUUCCCGAGGCCGAGCUCUGGCCAGGGCCUCGGUUCACACAGCGUGGGGCUGGUGGGCAAGCGGCAUCUCCCUUUGUCCUCCUGCAGGAGCGCCGGCACGAGGUUGGAGCUGGUGACGCGAUUCUGGAAGUCAAGUCCCGGCUCUGCCACUCAGGGAUUUGCAAAGUGGCGCAAUGAGGCCACAAAAAUUGCAUGGAUUGUCUUCAGCCUCACUUGCCGUGGGGCAGGUGCCCUGGUCUCCCUGUGGACAUGUCUGCCGAGUGUGUCCGUCUUUGCCAUGCACAAGAUGGCCCCAAAAAAGAACUGGUUUGUGAUGGACAGGCAGAGGAUGCAGUUCUUGAGGGACAUGAGGUGCUUCCGAGUCAUCCUCCUGUUGCUUCUGGUGGCUCUUGGCAUUUACUGCACAACCUCGAUGCCAGGGUGGACAACACAGGCAAAGGGAUGGAUGGAGGAGCAGAUCUGUGGGUCCGCAAUCGAACGGAAGAUCCAGAGCGAUUACCAGGCUUUGCUGGUGGCACAAAAUCAAAAUAUGCGGCGUCUGCUGCAGGAGGUGGCUCAGCUGAGGGUGCAGCUCAUCAGCGCGAGGAAGGCAGCGUCCGAGGCGGCUUCGCAAGUCUCCGUGGAGAUGUCUGACUGGGCCCUGCAGAGCGCUGGUGCUGCCAUCGACACGCGGAGAACUUCCCAGACCUACGGCUGCCAAGGGAAUUGGAUCUGCGGCGUUAUACAGUUAUUUCAUGCUGCCAACCCUCCUGAGGCUGUUCUGCAGCCCGAUGUUUCCCCAGGGAACUGCUGGCCUUUCCAAGGGCGUCACGGCCAGGUGGUCAUCCGGUUGCCAGCACGAGUCCACCUGAGCGCCGUCACCGUGCAGCACAUCUCCAAGGAAGCCUCUCCCUCUGGGUCCGUCAUUAGCGCCCCCAGAGAUGUCGCCGUCUUUGGACUGGAUGCGGAUGGAGAAGAGGAAACUCUGCUUGGGAUGUUCAUGUACAACGUGGCGAAAGAGCCCAUCCAGACGUUCCCGCUGAAGGCGCUGCCCAGAGCCUUUUCAUACGUCAAAUUUCUUGUCAAGAGCAACUGGGGAAACCCGAAGUAUACCUGCAUUUAUCGAGUGCGGGUUCACGGGAAGAUGGCAAAACCAGAAAGCCUCAGCUGAAACCAGAGCAGAAACAAAGGCAAAAAAUAAAAAAUGCUGUGUCGGUUCAGAUCGGUGUAGAAGAUGUGCAAACCUGAUUCCUCAGCCCAUGAACGUUCCUGUUCUUGAUCUGGCUCAUCUGUGUCAGAGGUUCGUUUGUGUCGGGUUAAUUAGUGUCGACGCGGAAUUUUGAAGUGUUUUGCCCCUUGUUAUUCUGCCCUCCCCUCGGCACUGGCAUUCCAGGGCUGGGGGGGAGAGUUGGAACUCUGUGUUCCUGGCAGCUGUAA
Molecule: messenger RNA, 1883 nt
Organism: Columba livia (rock pigeon)
Lineage: Eukaryota; Metazoa; Chordata; Aves; Columbiformes; Columbidae
Product: sperm-associated antigen 4 protein-like
Exons: 10
Coding region: 745-1617 (290 amino acids)
Cellular component (GO): meiotic nuclear membrane microtubule tethering complex; nuclear envelope
Molecular function (GO): protein-membrane adaptor activity
Source: RefSeq, a predicted model, not a curated record